CCAGAGUGAAGGGUAAGUAGGGAGUCCGAGGGAUGCGUCUGUAAUGGGAUUGGUGACAUCAGGGUCAACUCUUGGGGCAUCGUGUAUUUGGGGUGACUUUUUCUCAUCCGUUCUUCAGAAGGUACUUCAGACGUUGGGCUUUGGAUGGGACAAUGUCCAUUAGUGAGGUACCGUCAGGAUGACUAGGAGCUAGCAGUGUCCUUUUCCCAAAGAAGAUGCUGGGCCUGGCGCCCUGUUCCCAGACACAUAGGAAGUGACUCUACUUACUGGGGCAGUGUAUUCUGGUCUACUCACUCAGAUUUACCAUGGUCCUAUUGUAUAACCCCAUAGAAAGGGGAAAUCUCCGGAUGACAUCAGCAGGAGUGCCCCCUCUUUUUCUUGCUGUCCUCCACACUCCUGACCUUUGCUUGUGUCCAUCUCCUGACCUGGUGCCACUUUCUGCUGUGUGCUUCAUACCAGAGCAAGAUGGUAAAGGUAGAUCAGGCAGGGAGCACUUUCAGGACAGUGCUUGCACGCACACGAGUCAAGAGCUAUCUUUGUUACAGCAUGAGGGACAACACCAGUUACACUUUAUGGAGGGGCAAGCUAAGGCUCUGAGAUUAGAUGGCUGGUCCUGAAGACUUCUUACUGGUUAGAUAGAUUAUGGAAGUCAACAAGGAACAGUAGGACCAGUGUUCUACACGGGGCACUGAGAAGCAUCAGCUGGGUUGGUCGCCUGUCUCUAAAGGCUUUGAUUUUAACCAAUGCCAAUGAGCUCUGGCUGUGAGUGCUGAUGCAAGCCUGGAAUUCUAGAACUCAGGAGGCAGAGGCUGGAGAAUCAGGGGGUUGAGGCCAGCUUGGACUAUCUAAGAGCCUGUCUUUAAAAACAACAAAAACAAAUGGAGAGAGAUCAAAAAUUAAAUAACUUCUGCCCUGCUCGUUCAGGUUUGACACCUUUAAGAAGUUAUGACUGGCGGAGUGCUGUGUAUAUGAAAAUGGGGCUCUCUGGUUACCAGGACAGAUGGCCUUUUACAGAUGAGCCUGCAGCCUUGCGGAUUGAAUCUGGGGGCUGAAUGCUAGGGCAUGGAGAAGCGGGCGGCCUGGGAGCCGCAGGGCGCGGAUGCGCUGCGGCGCUUUCAAGGACUGCUGCUGGACCGCCGCGGCCGGCUGCAGAGCCAAGUGCUGCGCCUGCGCGAGGUGGCCCGGAGGCUGGAGCGUCUACGCAGGCGCUCCCUGGCGGCCAACGUGGCGGGCAGCUCCCUGAGCGCCGCCGGCGCCCUGGCAGCCAUCGUGGGCUUGUCACUCAGCCCGGUCACCCUGGGAGCCUCGCUGGUGGCGUCGGCCGUGGGCUUAGGGGUGGCCACCGCCGGAGGGGCAGUCACCAUCACGUCCGACCUCUCUCUGAUCUUCUGCAAUUCCCGGGAGGUGCGGAGGGUGCAGGAGAUCGCCGCCACCUGCCAGGACCAGAUGCGCGAGCUCCUGAGCUGCCUGGAGUUCUUCUGUCAGUGGCAGGGGCGCGGGGACCGCCAGCUUCUGCAGAGCGGGAGGGACGCCUCCAUGGCUCUUUACAACUCUGUCUACUUCAUCGUCUUCUUCGGCUCCCGUGGCUUCCUCAUCCCGAGGCGUGCUGAGGGGGCCACCAAAGUCAGCCAGGCCGUGCUGAAGGCCAAGAUUCAGAAACUGUCCGAGAGCCUGGAGUCCUGCACUGGAGCCCUGGAUGAACUUAGUGAGCAGCUGGAGUCCCGGGUCCAGCUCUACACCAAGGCUGGCCGUGGCCACAACCUCAGGAUCUCCACUGAUCUGGACGCCGCGUUGUUUUUCUAAGAGCAUCCUCAACCUAUAUGGAAUGUUCUAGAUUCGUAGCAUCCACAGGGAAGUGCAACAUGGGUGGAGUUGCAAAGGAUGAUAGAAACUCUUCUUGUAGGGCAUCCAUCUUUAGCUCCUUGUGUAUGUGAAGGAUUUUUCACUCGUGUAAUCCCAAAGGCGUUUGUGAUCCUAUUUGUCUGUGUAGUGGUUGUAGACUCAGACUGGGCCACGGAGCUAACUUGCUCUGCUCUUCCCACCCCAGACAGUUUAUCCAUUCACAGACCAAGCAGGACUAUUGCAUAGACUUUUCGGCAUGGCUUCAAAUUCACACCUCUAGGUGCCCUGAGAGGGAAAGCCACCAAAAGAGUCACUUUAAUCCCAACACACUCACCCCUUCACUUCCAUAAAGAAGCUGGGGGAGGGGCAAGCUGAAGUCCUUGACAAUUUUAAAUGACUGUAUGAGGUAGCAUAGAGGAGAGAGCAACGACUUUUGAGUUAAACAGUCUUGGAUUGAUCACAGGCUCUGUCCCCUACCAUCGUGUGACUUAGCCCCCUUAUCUUGCCAAGACUUGGCUUGUUCAGUGACACAGAUGGUGGUAAGAGCCUGCCCUGUUGUGAAGCCCUGAGACAAGAUUGACAAGCAGAGGCUAGCAAACCAAAUAUAGUUUAUGGCCUGGCUCCUGACUGUCACCUGGGGGCUCACUAGAAAGGUAAACUGAUGGACUCGGUCCCAGAUUUCUGAAAUCAGAGACUGCAAAUAUGAGGCCUACCUCUGGCUGGUUCUGCUGCCCCAUAAACGUUUAAAAUCGAAGACAGCAAAUGUUCAUCUCCAGCCAGGUGUGUUUGGGACAUACCUGUAAAGGCCAGCACUUGGAGAUAGAGACAGGGGGACCAGUAGUUCAGGGUCAUUCUUGGCUACCUAGUAAACUCAAGGCCACUCAAGAUUAUGAGACCCUGGUCUCAAAAACCAAACCAAAAAGCACUUAACUUCUGACUCCCUUCAGUUGUUCAAAGACCCUCCAGAGCCUUGGGCCUUCAGAGAUACUCUCAGAAAGUCCAGGAAAGACUGGCCCAGAAGCCAAAGAAAGACCAUGCUGUGUGCUGGUGUCCCCUAUAAACUAGGAGACAGAGCACUAUAGACCCUUUAGAGGGUAGCGUUGCCCAUUCAUUGUACACACUGGUACAGAGGUAAUGUGAACCUACCAGCAAAAACAAACAAAACCAAAAUGCUUUAUUCUUUGAAAACUCCAGACAACAUAUCUUUAUUUAUUUAAAGUUAGUUAUUUAAUUUCUGCAUAUUAUUUACAUUUGAUUUUAUUUAACUAUCACAUUUAGAAAAUAAUAAGAAUAGUAAGUGUCUGAAUGGGAAAGGAGUGUCCUAAGGCCCUUUCCGAGAGGUCAAGUUUGGAUUUCUAGAGUCUUUUUCCCUCAGAGAGGACUCUUCAGUGUUUGGCAUGAUCCUUGUAAGUAAGAUGGGGGAGUCCUGAAGAGAGAGACUAAGGUGAAUUUUAAACUAGUAAAUGGAGUCUUGAAUUGUGGGAGAUAUGAAUGAUUAAGCCUAUGUGUCCUGAAGGUACUUUGCCAGGAAACAUUUGACUUGAAAAAGAAAAUCUAUUUAAUCCAGGGGUGGAGGAAUAGAGACACAUGAAGGAAGCACUUAGACUUCGGAAACCUGAUGUCCUGUGAAAUCCUGUUUUUGUAAAAUUGUGUUAUGAUAGAGAUCUGUCGCAUUUUGACCUUGAGGCUGAAAGAAACCUGUUAUCGAUGUUGAAGAAAGUAGUUCUAAUUUAUUCAGUGUCUUCCUAAAUUAUCCUUUUAAAAAGUUGGAAAGUCUUUGGGACCAUACCCAAAAAACCUUGGCUGUAUAUUUAAAUUAUUUAAUGUCUGUGCAGCCCCUGUGCUUCCCAAUGAUGGCCGUGAGUCUGAGGAAAUGUAAUUUUGGCAUGAGGGGAAGGGGCUGCUGUUUCUAUAUUUGUUUUUGUUUUCUAUAAACUGUAAUUAAUUAAUUUGACAUUGAUUUUUUUUUUGACACUGUGUUUUUCUCUAGGUAGCCCUAGCUGACCUGGAACUCACUCUAUAGAUCAGGCUGUCCUCAAACUCACAGAGAUCUGCCUGCCUCUGCCCCCUGAGUACUGGGAUUAAAGGAGUGUGCAGCAUGCCCAACUUGGUUUUUUUAACUGGUGUGAUUUCUAGACUGCCUUGUGUGGGCACUGGAGUAAACCUCAUGUUCUCCCUCUGUCGUCUGGCUAAAGCCAUUCCCUGAUGUCAUCAUGUAUUGAUGCUUCAUCUCAGGUUAUACGGCUCCAAUACUGAGCUCCAUAUAAAACAAAAUGGGAAUGUUUUGAGUAUAGUAAAGUACUAAACUUCUAAAGGUUUUAUCAGUGGUCUGCUUUGUGCGUAUCUGAGAAAGUGUCUACUUUUGAUCCAUAGUUGGAUGUAGUGGUAACUCAGCCUACAACCAAGGCAUGAUGGCAGAAGGGUUUAGAGGUUGAGUUCCAGGCCCCCUGAGCUACACAAUGAGAACUCAUCUCAAAAACAAAAGGAAACAACCAAAACUGAAAACACAUUUGAAUAAGUCACUGUUUGUCUGUAUUAUGAGGGAUUACUUGGUCAUUCUCUUUCUUCUGUGUAGGCUUGUUGUGAAGAUUGGAGGAUUUGCCAGGGGUUAGCAAAGUUCAGUACAGUUGAUCCUAGAGACAAAUUGUUUAUUUCUUUCAUGGGACAGUGAAGUGGGUUUUCCUUUUGACCUUCAUUCUGUAAGCAAGCAGGUUGAAAGGGUUUGUGGCAAAAAUGAAAAGAGAGAAAUAAAUGGCAGGGUUUGGAAAAUACGUGUUUGUUCUA
Messenger RNA from Mastomys coucha (southern multimammate mouse), 4626 nucleotides. It is a transcript of the gene Apold1, whose product is annotated as apolipoprotein L domain containing 1. NCBI's taxonomy places the organism in Eukaryota, Metazoa, Chordata, Mammalia, Rodentia, Muridae. Gene Ontology annotation, cellular component: extracellular region; membrane. Gene Ontology annotation, biological process: lipoprotein metabolic process; lipid transport. The record is from RefSeq and is a predicted model, not a curated record. Gene Ontology annotation, molecular function: lipid binding. The transcript is spliced from 3 exons. The coding region runs from base 1063 to 1803 and encodes 246 amino acids.